AUGAUGGUGGUGAUGAUGGUGGUCCUGUGCCCGUAUCUGCGGCUGGGUGAACGUCGGUAUCUACACCAGGCACUGGUGCUGGUCUGUCGGGAACGCACCCAGCCCAAGUUGGAUGCGGUGAAGACGUACAUGCGGAUGCGUCACGUGCCGGAGCACCUGCAGAACAAGGUGAUCCGGUGGUUCGACUACCUCUGGUUGACGCAGAAGUGCUCGGAUGAGGAGCGCUCGGUGGGAUGCCUGCCCGACAAGCUCAAGGCUGAGAUCGCCAUCCACGUUCACCUCGACACGCUCAAGCGCGUCGAAAUCUUCCAGAACACUGAGGCAGGCUUCCUAUGCGAGUUGGUGCUCCGCCUGAGACCCGUCCUCUUCAGCCCUGGCGACUACAUCUGCAGGAAAGGUGAAGUGGGCAAGGAGAUGUACAUCGUGAACCGCGGCCGGCUCCAAGUGGUCACGGACAACGGCAAGACGGUGCUGGCGACGCUGCGCGCGGGCUCUUACUUCGGCGAGAUCUCCAUCCUCAACAUGGGAACGGCCGGCAACCGCCGCACGGCUUCGGUGCGCUCCGUCGGCUACUCGGACCUCUUCUGCCUCUACAAGCAGGACAUGUGGGACGUGCUCAAGGACUACCCCGCCGCCCGGGUGCGUCUCGAGGCGAUCGCCGUCAAGCGGCUGGAGAAGUACAAGCGAGAGCCGAUGCGCAAAAGUAGUUCCUCGCGGGCUCCGUACUCCGCUGGACGCGCCCGCGUCGCCCCUCCUCCUCUCCUCGUCAACGCUGGCCAGCGACUACAACAACAACAUCCUUCCUCCUCCGCUUCGCGACCCCAGCCGCGCGCUACGCGGCCCCCUCGCGAUGAGGGGAGCCCCCUCGUACGCUACGAGGCCGGCCUCGCCGACAAUCUGGGCGCGCUCGACAGAGAGGCUGUGCUGCAGUGUGAAAGAGACUGCGUCACUUAG
This is a messenger RNA of Rhipicephalus sanguineus (brown dog tick), 954 nucleotides long. RefSeq names its product cyclic nucleotide-gated cation channel alpha-3. Gene Ontology annotation, molecular function: cGMP binding; intracellularly cGMP-activated cation channel activity; intracellularly cAMP-activated cation channel activity. NCBI's taxonomy places the organism in Eukaryota, Metazoa, Arthropoda, Arachnida, Ixodida, Ixodidae. The transcript is spliced from 5 exons. The coding region runs from base 1 to 954 and encodes 317 amino acids. Gene Ontology annotation, biological process: monoatomic cation transmembrane transport. The record is from RefSeq and is a predicted model, not a curated record. Gene Ontology annotation, cellular component: plasma membrane; intracellular cyclic nucleotide activated cation channel complex.